UCGAGACGAAGCCGUAGACACCAACCACGCCUCAAACGGAGCCCGGACGAAGCCGCACGCGCCUCCCGAAGAUUCGCCUCGGCGCACGCGUGAAACACACGCGCCACCGCCGUCCGCCGGAGCCACCGCGAGUUCCGGCCACGCGCCGCCGUCUCCGACCAAAGUUCGCCGGAGCCGCCGUGACCGACCACCGUCCGUUCGCCGCCGGGAAGCUGCCGCCGCGUCGCCGCCUCGCCGCCGUCGCCGCCGUUGACUUUCCGAUUUGGAGUCCAUUUGAGCAGCUGGAGUUCAUAGAUACCACCUCUUAUUGUUGCUAAGAUGCCGCCAAGGAGAAGAACCACACGUGCCCAGACCGCCAGAGCCGUUAGAGACAAUGUGGAUGAGCAUGAGCAGCCCGCAGUUCCACCACCCGCGGCUCCACCAGUUGAUCAGGAUGCAUUGAGACAGAUGGUUCAGGAUGCCGCUAGACAGGCCGCUCAGGAGGCACUUCAGCAGAUUGCCCAGGAGGCAGCCAGGCAGGCCGCUCAGGAGGCCGCCCGAGUAGCUGCUCAGGAGGUUGCUCGUCAGAUGGCUGCCGUUCAGCAGGGACCGCAGAUUCAGGUUCAGCAAGUUCCACUGGUUCAUGUCCAACAAGAUCAGCAGAUUCCAGCUCAGCAUGAUCAUCAGGAUCCCGUUCAGCAGGUUCCCCUUCCACAGGUUCCUCUGCAGCAGGGUCCAGUUCAGCAGUUUGCUCAUGGUGUUCAGGAUCUACCGCCACCACCACCGCGACCUCAUGUUUACCCGGUUUAUAAUGAGAGGUUCUACAGGCUGACAUGUCAGAUGAGAAACAUGGAGAUGGAGCAUUUUAGCGGGACAGUGGAUGCUGUAGCUGCACACGAUUGGAAGUUAGCCUUGCAGCGGAAACUGGAGAUUAUUGAGUGUCCACCAGAGUUGUCGCUCAGAUUGACUAUGCAGUACCUUCGUGGAGAUGCUCUUAUAUGGUGGGAGGGAAUACGAUUGAGCCAUUUUGGGCCAGAGAGACUUACUUUCGCUGAUUUCAUUCGAGAGUUCGAUAGGAAAUACUUUCCGAAGGAAGCGAUGGAUAGGAAGAAGUGCGAGUUCGAGCAUGUAAGCCAGGGAGAGAUGUCUAUCAGGGAGUAUGAGGUUGUGUUCAACCAACUUCGCAGAUUUGCAGGAGUGGGCAUUUCAGAAGAAGACUUGAUUAGAAAGUUUUUGAGUGGGAUGCGAGUGGAGAUUCGUAACAGGUGUCGCGUAGUCACUCACCACCGGUUGGGAGAUUUGGUGGAGAAAGCUGCCGAGCAGGAGGCAGGCUUGGCGGAGGAGAAGGAACUCGCCAAAGCAGUUCAUGUUAAGUCUGGAAAAGCUCCAGAGUCUCAAAGGAGAGCAGGGGACCCGUCGGGAUUACCGAUAUGUCCUCGUUGCCAUCGCAGUCACAGUGGGCAGUGUAUGAGGUGUCUUACUUGCGGUAGGAUUGGACACAUUGCGAAGUUUUGUCGAGCUAGGCCAUUGGAUACGCCACCAGUCAGACAGAUUGCAGCACCAGCAGCACCAGCAGCGGCACAUGUUUGCUUUGGCUGUGGUCAGCCAGGUCACUUCAUCAGAGAUUGCCCAAGGAAGGGCAAUGCGGCACUUCCACCACCACCGAAGCGUCUAGCCAUCGCUCCACGGGUGUUUGCGGUUGGAGAUCCCAAGGAGUUGAGAUCGGUUUUAGUUGGAGGAGAGUCAGCUUAUACCUUAUUCGACACUGGAGCCUCUCAUAGUUUUGUGAGUCCGCGCUUAGUCCAGUCUUGGUCUUUUCGGGGAGUCUUUGAACCGAAGGCUAAGCAGAUCCAGACUGCCGGCACGGAGAAGUUGGGUGCAGUUGGCAUUCAUCACGAUGUACCAGUUCUACUUGGAGGAGUCGAGUUGCUCGGAGAUUUGACGGAGAUGGAGAUGAGCUCCUACGAUGUCAUACUUGGGAUGGAUUGGCUGUCGCGACAUCGAGUAGUCUUGGAUUGUCCGAAGGCAAGAGUUAAUAUCCCUAGAGAAGGAGGAAAGAUCAUUUGCGAGGGAAUUCAGACACACCGGGAAAUUCCUAUCGUCUCCAUGUUGCGUGCAGAAGAAUUAUUGGAAAGUGGAGCAGAGGGAUUUUUGGCAACCAUUUCGAUGGUUAAGGAGGACGGUCAGCAGAAGCUGCAUGAUAUACCAGUGGUCGCCGAGUACGAGGAUGUUUUGAGCCUUUAA
Brassica napus (rape) is the source of this 2223-nucleotide messenger RNA. RefSeq lists its product as uncharacterized. The record is from RefSeq and is a predicted model, not a curated record. Lineage: Eukaryota; Viridiplantae; Streptophyta; Magnoliopsida; Brassicales; Brassicaceae. Gene Ontology annotation, molecular function: zinc ion binding; nucleic acid binding. The transcript has 4 exons. Bases 319 to 2223 code for a protein of 634 amino acids.